ACGGUACAACAGAAGAAGGACAGAGUUACAAAAGGACCAGCUAAGUGCAGGUCAAAGAACUCUCGGAGCAAGGAUAUCCUAGAGUCUUUCAAGGAGAGAAUGCAAUUCGUCAGCCAUUACUACCCAGAUUCUGAGAAACAUCCACCUAUGAAAAAAAGCAAACAGGGGUUGGAAAGCUCAUCUGAAAAGGAUGAUUCUGGAAAAAGCCCACUCAGUUCUUCCCUAGUGGACGAAAAGACCAACAACGGGGAUCUUUAUCAGACUUUACCUGAUGUGGGUUGGGAACUCCAGAGUUCUGGUCCAUCUGUGGAAAAGCCGUCUUCUUCCAGAUGUUCAGAGGAUAACAUGGAAGUCACGAACGGCGCAGAUUAUGACUAUCUAGUGCGGCAGAACUCCGAGCUGCUGAGAGCACUGGAGGAUCUGGAGAAGACCGUCUCCACACUCCGAGAGGAGAACAGCCUCCUACGUAAGAGCAGUUGUCCUGAGACAGAGGACAAGGUGAAGAGGCUGAGGAGGAAAAAUGCCGAGCUGGCUGUCAUCGCUAAGCGUCUGGAGGAGAGGGCACACAAACUGCAGGAGGCCAAUCUUAAAGUGGUGAAUGCCCCCAUCCCCUUAAAACCUGGCGCAGUAGAGCAAUAUAAGAGAGCAUUUGCGAGGCAGCGGGCACGAGACUUGGCUCAGCAUGCAGACACACUCCUCUCCAAAGACAAGGAGAUCGCCGCACUGCAGCACGAGUGUCGACAGCUAGAGGCCAGAAUAGGACAGGGCAAACAGGGUGGUCCUGGUCCCGUAGGAACGAGGGAGUUUGAGCGGUUGCUGAAGGAAUCUCAGAAGGAGGUGCUGCGUCUGCAGAGGCAGCUCUCGGUCAGCUCGGCUCGGGAUCAGAACUCAGCUGGAGAAGCCGAGAAAGAGCGAGAACAAAAAGAGACACCCGUUGUAUGUGAAACCCCGCACCCUGGAGUUGAUGAAGUCCUUGUUAAGGGGGAAAAAACCCAUGAAGAAGACGAGGAGGAGGAGUCAAAAGAACAAGUAACCCCAGAGCAGGACGCAAGCUCCGCCCACCAGGAAGAACAGACACAAAAGGACCGUAUAGAGUUUCUGGAAAGUGAGCUGAGCAAGAAGAGAAAAGAAUGUGAGGGUUUCGAGCAUGAAGUAAGAAAGAGGCAGAAGAGAUGUCUCGAUUUGGAGAGCCAGCUUGAGGAUGAGCGCAACAAAAAUGAGCGCUUAACAGAGGAGGCGGAACUCCUCAGGAGGAAGGCUCAGCUGCUUGAGCAGUCUCAGGUUGAGAAUGCGGAGCUGAGGGAGGAGCUCUCUGCAGUGAGCGCUCGGUAUAGUUCAGUUCUCGAGGAGAACCAGAGACUCCGUGCCAAGCUGGAGAACCUAGAGCAGGUCCUAAAGCAUAUGCGAGAGGUCGCAGAGCGCAGGCAGCAGCUGGAACUGGAACAUGAGCAGGCGCUGGCUAUCCUCAAGUUCAAACAGGAUGAAAUCAAACGACUUCAACGGGCUCAGUUAUUUGCUAAGAGGGAACAUGAAGGAGUUGUGCAAAUGCUGGAGGGGUUGAUCCAGUUUGUAUUGCAGAGAGAGCUGGCGAAGGUUCGGGAGCUGGAGCAGAAGUGCCGUAAUCAGAGCGAGCAGUUCAGCCUUCUCUCUCAGGAGCUGGACAAAUUCCGACAGCAAGCCUCUAAGAUCGACCUGUCAGCUCCUGGACUGCUGUGCUCCGGCCUCACACAACUUCCCAACGGCCUCAGUCUGCCUACAGACACCGAAUUGGCAGCUGUGCUUCGGGCCGGCUCGGCGCCAUACACGGCAGGUCUGUCCCAGGCCGAGCGCUCGCCAAGCACCAAGCACCGUGAGCUGCCCAGCCUAAACCCAAAAUCAGCCUCCACCUCCAGCACAUCUCCACCCAAAUCUGAAAACACACACCUGUCACCGAAAUCAGCAACAAACUCGCGCAAAGCCAGCCCCACUCACGAGGUGGACACUGCCAGUGAGGUUGAGGAUCUGGACAUCGAUGUGUCCCCUGUUCCAUUCCCAGCCAGCCGAGGAGCUGCUAAACUCCAGGUUUUUAUUGCCCGUUACAGCUACAACCCAUAUGAUGGCCCAAACGAUAAUCCAGAGGUGGAGCUGCCUCUCACAGCAGGGGAAUACAUCUACGUAUACGGCGACAUGGACGAUGACGGCUUCUAUGAAGGUGAAUUAAUGGACGGCCGUCGAGGCCUGGUCCCGUCCAACUUUGUGGAGCGUGUCUCAGACGAUGAAGCGCAUGAAGCCGCCGACUUUUCCCACAACUCCUUCCUGGAAAGCAGCUUUCACAGCACGUCAGAAAGACCACAUCCAUACCAGCACCAUGUGCGCUUAGGCAUCGCAGACAGGACAGAGGCCUCGGCUACCAGUGACAUAAGCAAAGCCGGUACUGUGCCACUCGUGAAUGGCAUGGAUACGGAUUUGGAUUUGGAGGAUGACACAGAGGCUCACAUCGUGCCUCAUCCUCACAAGCUGACUCUCAUCAAACAGCUAGCUAAGAGCAUAGUGUUGGGCUGGGAGGCACCUCCGGGAGGAGUUACAGUACGGAGCUACAACGUCUACGUGGACCAGGAACUGCGUAUCAGUGUGUCCACAGGGAACCCGACCAAGGCCGUGUUAGAGCGGAUGGAUACGAGCCAUAAGACCCACCGUGUGGCUGUGCAGAGUGUAACAGAGCAUGGUACCUCAGACCCAUUGCGCUGCUGCAUGCUGGUCGGGAAGGAUGUGUGCGCAGCACCCACAGAGCUGAGAAUAGAACGCAUCAUGGCCACUUCAGCCCGUCUUACCUGGCUACCUAGCAACAGCAGUUACGCACAUGCAGUCUCUUUGAAUGGUGAGCUGCAUGAGUUAGUGCAGGCCGGCAGAUACUCACUGCGCCUUGGUGAUCUUGUGCCUGGUCUGCACUACCGUGUUGAGGUGGAGGCACAGCUGCCAUCGGAGCAGAAGGAGCGCAAGUGUGCUGUCACCUCUUUCACCACACUUACCGCAGGUCCUCCUGAUGCUCCACUGGAUGUGCAGCUGGAACAGGGGCCAACCCCAGGGAUCGCUCAAGUCAGCUGGCUCCCUGUUACUAUUGAUGCUGCUGGGACUUCCAACGGGGUCCGUGUCACUGGCUACACCAUCUACGCUGACAAGAAGAAGGUGUUGGAGGUGUCCUCGCCCACAGCGGGCAGUGCUCUGAUUGGUCCUUCUCAGAUUGAAAUGCUUCAAGCGGCCCGCGAGCUCACCGUGCGCACCAUGUCUCCUCAUGGUGAGUCGGCCGACUCGACACCUGUGAAUGUGCCUGCCAAGCUACCUGCCAUCAUGGCAGGUGCCUCCAUGCCUCCCUGCCAUCCUGUGCCAGCCCACGCCAGUGUCCUAGCCGCCGGUGCCGUCAACAAGGAUCCCAAUGUCCGUGCCACCUCUCUGUCUGCUGCCAAAACAUCCACGAUGCCACUCAGCUCUAUACUAGACGCAAAUCCUUCUUCUCCCAUCAGGGACGUCUAUGCCAACGUACCCAAAGCUGCCACCAAUGAUGCCCUUCUGCCCACUGCUUCAUACGUAGAGGCAUGGGCAAAUCCAGCUGUGGCUGCACAGGAGGCACAGCCACUUUCUGGUGCCAGUGCCAACCUGCAGCAGGAAAGUGUACCUGCAUCAAAACCUGUGCCCACUCCUGUGCCAGUCCCGGUGCAUAUGCCCACAGCCAGUGCCCUGGUACCUCCAGCACAGCCCAGCGUAGCCCUUACAGCAACACUGGAGCCUAGCAAAGAGACCGAGGUCCCAGGGCCACAACGUUCCAUUACUUCUGUCUCUGAUUUCCUGGAUGACCCCAUACCACACAAGUCAUCAGCAACCCCCAGCGUGUCCAAAGUCAUGGUCCCUGGGACAGAUCUGCUCGAUGUGCCCGAUACACAUCCCUUGCGGCCACCUAACCCCUCACCUGUAGAGUCGGAGCCGGAGGGUGACAGGGAGAACACUCGUUUGGUAUCCCUCGAAGAGUUCCUGCGGCCUGAACCUGUUCCCAGAACAAAGGUAUAUGCAGGAGGUCUGAUGGACCCUCCUGCUGACUAUCAGGUGGAGAGCAGCCGUUCAGACCUAUCCGAUAUCCUGGAGGAGGAGGAAGAAGAUCUGUACUCCGAGUCUGCUGCUGAAGUAACACCCAUGAAUUACAGCUCUGGACCUGCAGGCAGGGAGGCUGCAGGUCUAGCAGACUCAGGAACGGCCUGGUGCAGCCCAAGAGACGUCUCUCCAAAAUUAAAUCGAUCGGAGACCAGAUUGCCUAGAGAUGUUGCAGAGCCAAGGCCAAUUGGUGACAGUGAAGUACGGAUUUUCGUUGCUCUCUUCCCAUAUGAUCCUUCAACAAUGUCACCCAAUCGCGAUGCAGCAGAGGAGGAGCUUCCCUUCAGGGAGGGACAGAUCAUUAAGGUCUACGGUGAUAAGGACGCAGAUGGGUUUUACCGCGGCGAGUCAGGUGGUCGUCAUGGUUACGUGCCCUGUAACAUGGUCUCUGAGAUUCAGGUGGACGAUGAGGAGACCAGAGAUCAGCUGCUUCAGCAGGGCUUCCUGUCCACUCAGACUUCUAUUGAGAAGAUGGGCACGCGCUCACUCGCUCAGCUUCCGCACCGUCCGGCUCCACCACCCAAACCUAGACGCUCCAAGAAAGUUGAAUCUGCAGCAGUUUUGGAGGAUGGUUCCACCAAUGAGUCCUCCAACCAAGAUAAUGCACGACACUCGGCCGUUGCCAUGAGAAACCCUGUACAUCGCAGGAUGGUGGCCAUCUUCGAUUACGACCCAAGAGAAAGCUCUCCUAAUGCUGACAUUGAAGCUGAGCUGACUUUCAAUGCUGGGGACAUCAUCUACGUGUUUGGAGACAUGGAUGAUGAUGGAUUCUUUUAUGGGGAUUUGAAUGGACAGAAAGGGCUGGUACCUUCCAACUUCCUUCAGGCUUUCCCAGAGAAAGGAGAUGAGUCAGCAGAACCUGAACGCACUAUCGCCAACAGUCGGAGAGACUCACAGGUGUUUCCUGUGCCAUGGAGGUGCAAAGCCAGGAUUUCAAUGUAUGGCCAGAUUUUGCUCUCGCAGGCUUCUAUAUCAUACCUACAUCUUCAGUCGUGAGUUGAAAAUGGUCUUAGAACACAUAAUUGCAUUGCAUUCAGCAGACGCUCUUAUCCACAGUGACAUGCAACAUACCCAGAGCAGCCUGGGGGGCAGUUGGGGGUUAGGUGCCUUGCUCAAGGGCACUUCAGCCAUUCCUGCUGGUCCAGGGAAUCAACCCAGUGACCCUUUUGGUCUGAAAACUGCUUCUCUAACAGUUAGGCCAUGGCUUCUGUCAUGUGACCGACUGUCCAAUUUACCACCAUUGCGACUAAAGGCAGCAAAUGUAAAAUAUAUUUUUUAAUUAAAAUCUGUGUGUGAUCUGUACUACAGUGCACACCUAAACGACACCGAAUUACAUGAAACUCACAGACAGCCACAAAUACAGUAGCACGAAUGACACAAUCGAAACAAAAAGCUGACUUGCUCACAUAUAAAGUUACACGUCUAGUCCCUCAUAAAGUGAGUCGCAAAGCGAAUGGACUGGAAUAAAAAAAAGUCCUGAUUACCUCAAGCUCACUUUGAAGAAUGUUGUAUUCUUUUAGUCAUAACGUUACUACUAUUACAACGAGGGCUUGUUACUGGUUAUGCAACGAUUUUCGUGAUCAUUAAUGAAAUGAUCUAAAAUGUCUGAUAUACAGUAGAAUAUUAACAGCAUGAGUAUCAGCUUCUAGGACGCGGUGGAUGUUCCAAACCAGAACAUCGCACACUCUUGCCAAACCUUUUGGUGCUCUUUGUGUUACUAUGACAGUAGGGAGCUGAUGAGAAAAAGAGGGGUCUAAGCACCAGAUACUCCGUAAGCGUAGGUUUCUGCUCAAGUUCAGUUUGAUUCUAUGCUGAACCAAAAGAUAUAUUUGAAUUAAAAGUAAAAAAAAAAAAAGCCGCAGCCCUGAUGGAUGCACUGUAGUGUACAAACUAUUUCUCUCUCUUAGUCAGUAGGUAACUGUUUUUUAGGUAAGCAACGAUCCCUAAGCUGUGCUAAGCUUUUCAGCCCGCUACUAUAGUUCACAAUCUUGUACCACAUUGAUCCCAGUGCUAUCGCUAGCGCUAAGCUACUCUCUGCUAAUCUGCACCCACAGCUAGACUACAGUAACUUACUAGCCUUACGAGACCUUGUUUAGUCUUACUUCGAUGUUUACUGACUGCAUGCAUGAAGGUGUCACGCCCAGCCACGGCCUUAUUUAUCGAUAUUUAAGUAUUUAUAAUAGUACUUUGCAUUUCUUUACUUCUACAAUGUAUUUGUAGGACUUUUUUUUUUCUUUUUUUUCACUGGAUGCAGUGGAGGCCAAGCUGGAAGAUCUCAGCUGAUACUUUACUCUGUGUAUGAUGUACAGUGUUCAGGUGAACGGUUUGCACUUUGUGAUUUUGACGUAUUUUCAAACAGUACGAGAAGCUUUAUUCUCCCGUCAGUCUCUCAGAAUUUCUGCAAGUGUCACGCGGAGAACAGGAACCCGUUUUGUAAAUCUGAGGUUUUGUAAUCGAUUUUUUGAAACUUGUAAAUAGGUCUCUCUCUCUCUCUUUUUUUUUUCCCUACAUUUUUUUUUUUUUUUGCAUGUUGAAGCAAGUUUUUGAGUGAUGACUAGUGAGAUCUUUCUUGCUCAUUGAAGGGGCCAUUGUCGUUUAGUCUGACCUUUUUACAGAUAAAAUAAAAUCUAUUUUUACAGAAAAAUGUAACUAUUAUUUUGUGAUGAUUUUGUGUGUGUGUGUGUGUGUGUGUGUGUGUGUGUAAAAACCUGCAACGUUUUUAGAUCAGUUAGCGAAUUAUUUCUGUAAAACCAUAGUGUAUGCAUGUAGACAAAGUGAAAUGCAAGAGACGGCAAAGUUUUUCUUUAUUGUUAUUUUUAGUUUUAUUAAUGAAAAGGGAAAGCAAAUUCAACAACGUUGCAUACUAAAACAUUCAGUUACAAAACAUCCAGAACAAAUCAAACACAUUAACAACAAGUAGCUUGGCUUUGUUUCUUCAUGUGCAGCAACUCAUGUGGCUGAGAAUUUACACAGUGAGUCGUGCACAGUCUUAUGAAACAAAGCCAGUUCCUCUUUUUCUCCGUCCACCAUGUUGAGUCGUUAAAAUGUGAGAACGUGCUCCCAGUAGCCAACAGUACACUCAUCCAUAAAGUAGGAAACACUACACUGUGGCGAGGGGUUUAGUAGUGCUUUCUACUUUAUGGAUGACUGCACUGUACUUCCCAAGUGCAGCUGUCUCCAGGUCUUCAGUUCAUCUGCGCUCAGAUACACCUGUAGUGUUAGUGGUUAAGAUUCCCCUCCCCCUUCUCUCUCUCUACACACACACACACACACACACACACACACACACACUUCCACCUUAUUUACAGCUGUCUGUGUAAGCCACACCCAAACAGUUACUCUAUUUUCAAUAAAUCAAACAUUUUAUUUACUUUUAAUUAAUUAAAAAAAAACAUUUUCAGGCAGCUUUGACCUGUUUCAUUAACCAUCUCUCAGUACCCAUACUGUAUGCUUAUUCACAGAAUUUUUUCAGACGUCUAUUUACUACACCAAAAAAAAAACUCAAGCCAAAACUCAAUUGUUCCCAAACUUCUACAUAAAUUCCAAAGAAAGUACUUUUCUUACAAACAUA
Messenger RNA from Neoarius graeffei (lesser salmon catfish), 7693 nucleotides. Its product is annotated as RIMS-binding protein 2-like. Gene Ontology annotation, biological process: neuromuscular synaptic transmission. Gene Ontology annotation, molecular function: protein binding. The record is from RefSeq and is a predicted model, not a curated record. The transcript is spliced from 30 exons. Lineage: Eukaryota; Metazoa; Chordata; Actinopteri; Siluriformes; Ariidae. The coding region runs from base 100 to 5118 and encodes 1672 amino acids.